ACUCGCUGCGCUCUGACCACUGCAACUUUUGCAGAGACUCCUCACUCCACAGACAUGUCGCACAAUAGCUGAAGUAAACCUGUCAUCUCGGCUCAUCCUUUGGAGCCCUCACAAAUAUACCGCAGGUGGGAUUUGGAACAGCUGAGCCUCUCUUCUGUCGCUUUUCCUCUCAUCGGACUCUCGGUUUGGAAACGCAUGGAUAUGAAUUAUGAGCCUUUUUCCCACUAAUGAACUGGGCCAGUAAUGCAGGAGACCACGGCGACUCUCUCAUCAGUGUUUCAAGAUGGCAGAUUUUUAUUGAGUUUUGAACAGAAAUAUCGCUUUAUUUUUUGCCAUGAAUAACAGAAAUCCUUGCACCGAUGGCCCCUGUAUACGAAGGUAUGGCCUCGCAAGUGCAAGUGUUCUCCCCUCACACUCUCCAGUCAAGUGCCUUCUUUAGCGUGAAGAAACUGAAGGUGGAGCAAAGUUGUAACUGGGAUAUGACAGGGUACGGCACACACAGCAAAGUCUACAGCCACAACAGCAGCAAGAACGUGUCGGCCACCAGUGGCCCCCUAGGUAUCAACAGCUCCCUGCAGGUCGCCAGCUCCACCCUGCCCUACGAGCAGGCGCUCAUCUUUCCAGCCAGUGCAGGCCACAUUGUGGUCGCCUCAGCCAGCAGCACUUCAGGGGCCGUAGGGUCUCUCCUGGGCAGUGGGGGUGGAGGCAGCAGCAGCAACAGCAGUGGUGGUGGAGGUGGCGGUGGUGGCAGCGGUGUGGGCGGUGGAGUUGGGGUUCACAACCUGACACGCCGCAGUACGGUCAGUCUUCUAGACACCUACCAGCGAUGCGGGCUUAAACGCAAGAGCGAGGAGCUUGACAACAACAGCAGUGUGCAGAUCAUUGAGGAGCACGGUCCACCGAUGAUACAGAACGGCGCAGCCAGUGGAGCCACGGUGGCGACAGUAGCCACUGCCACCUCCACAGCAACGUCAAAGAACAGCGGUUCCAACAAUGAGGGAGACUACCAGUUAGUGCAGCAUGAGGUACUUUGCUCUAUGACCAACACCUAUGAAGUGCUGGAGUUCUUAGGGCGAGGGACCUUCGGACAGGUGGUUAAGUGCUGGAAGAGGGGCACCAACGAGAUAGUGGCGAUCAAGAUCUUAAAAAACCACCCAUCGUAUGCACGGCAGGGCCAGAUUGAAGUCAGCAUCCUGGCGCGUCUCAGCACGGAGAGUGCAGAUGACUACAACUUUGUGAGGGCCUACGAGUGCUUCCAGCACAAGAACCACACGUGCCUGGUAUUUGAGAUGCUGGAGCAGAACCUGUACGACUUCCUCAAGCAGAACAAGUUCAGCCCUUUGCCACUCAAAUACAUCAGACCCGUGCUACAGCAGGUGGCCACCGCGCUAAUGAAACUGAAGAGUCUGGGGUUGAUUCAUGCUGACCUGAAGCCGGAGAACAUCAUGCUCGUGGACCCAUCUCGACAGCCCUACAGGGUUAAAGUCAUUGACUUUGGCUCAGCUAGUCAUGUGUCCAAAGCAGUCUGCUCUACUUAUCUUCAGUCCAGAUACUACAGGGCUCCGGAGAUCAUCCUGGGCCUGCCCUUCUGUGAGGCUAUAGACAUGUGGUCCCUGGGCUGUGUGAUAGCUGAGCUCUUCCUGGGAUGGCCCCUAUACCCCGGAGCCUCAGAGUACGAUCAGAUUCGGUACAUCUCACAGACACAGGGUCUGCCAGCAGAGUAUCUAUUGAGUGCGGGGACAAAGACCACCAGGUUCUUCAACAGAGACCCCGACUCCACCUAUCCUCUUUGGAGACUUAAGACUCCAGAGGACCACGAGGGUGAGACAGGGAUCAAGUCCAAGGAGGCUCGCAAGUACAUCUUCAACUGUUUGGAUGAUAUGGCACAGGUGAACAUGACGUCAGAUCUGGAGGGGAGCGACAUGCUGGCAGAGAAAGCUGACAGGAGGGAGUUCAUUGACUUGUUAACCAAGAUGCUGACCAUUGACGCUGACAAGAGAAUCACGCCUAUUGAAACGCUCAACCACCCCUUUGUUACCAUGUCGCAUCUCCUCGAUUUCCCGCACAGCACACAUGUGAAGUCGUGCUUCCAAAAUAUGGAGAUCUGUAAGCGUCGAGUGAACAUGUAUGACACAGUCAACCAGAGCAAGACGCCCUUUAUCACCCAUGUUGCCCCCAGCACCUCCACCAACCUCACCAUGACCUUCAACAACCAGCUGAACACUGUGCACAGCCAGGCCACCAACCUGGCUCCCUCCUCCACCACCAAUGCCACCCUUUCCUUUGCAAGUCCUGAUGUCUCCAUACUAAACUACCAAUCUGCACUCUACCAGCCCUCCGCUGCCUCCAUGGCAGCUGUGGCCCAAAGGAGCAUGCCCCUGCAGCCGGGAGCUCCUCAGCUCUGCGCUGCCCGGCCUGACCCCUUCCAGCAGGCGCUCAUUGUCUGCCCACCUGGCUUCCAAGGGCUGCAAGCGUCCCCUUCCAAGCACACCAGUUACUCUGUGCGGAUGGAGAACGCUGUUCCCAUAGUGACGCAGGCCCCUGGUGCCCAGCCUCUACAGAUCCAACCUGGCCUCCUUACACAGCAGGCCUGGCCCAGCGGUACCCAGCAGAUUCUGCUUCCUCCAGCCUGGCAGCAGCUUACCCACACCUCAGUCCAGCAUGCCACUGUCAUCCCUGACUCCAUGAGCAGCACACAACCUCUCGCCAACUGGAGGAAUUCCCACCCUCAUGGCAGCCAUUACAAUCCCAUCAUGCAGCAGCCAGCAUUGUUGGCUGGUCACGUCACACUCCCAUCCAACCAGACGCUUAAUGUGGGAGUAGCACAUGUUAUGAGGCAGCCCUCCACCAAUAACAACUCCUCUUCCAAAAAGAACAAGCAGCACCAGAUGUCUAGCAGGAACAUGUCAACGUAUGAGGUGUCGUCCUCUCAGGCGGUGCUGUCACCACAGCGUUCCAAGCGUGUGAAGGAGAACACGCCUCCACGCUGUGCCGUGCUACAGAACAGCUCGGCCUCCAACUGCCCGCCCCCGCAGGGAUGUGGGGGCGGAGGGUGGGGGGCUAAUGAAGCAGAACAGGCUUCCAGCACCACCCGCGACCAUCAGCACCAGCACCACGUCCCCAGACAGACCAUCAUCAUCCCUGAUACACCCAGCCCUGCAGUCAGCAUCAUCACCAUCAGCAGUGACACAGAUGAAGAAGAUGACCACAAACAGAACAAUAGCUCAUCUUCUAAGCAGAGGAAGAAUGUCAUCAGUUGUGUAACAGUCCAUGAUUCACCUGAGUCCGACUGUUCCAGCAACAACAGCCCGUACACUGUGGAGUCCAGACCCACCAAUAACAACACAUAUGACACAAAGACCACAAUACUGGACAAUUACAAUAACGGCAACCCCCGCACAAUCAUCAUCCCCCCUCUCAAAACCCAGACGAGUGAGGCCCCAAAUGAGUGUGAGCGCCUGAUGCCAGAUGCAAUGAACCAUCAGAAUUCUUCUUAUAAAUUUAAAUCCUCCAAUGGAGUAGUGGCAGGUAGUAAUCACGUACCGGGCGGUGUGACUGGAGGCGGGUCCUACCGACAGCAGCGCACAGGGCCACACCCACUCCAGCAGCAGCCUCUCAAUCUCAGCCAGGCCCAGCAGCAUAUGGUCGCCGAGCGGAACGGAGGCCAUCGGCGCCAGCAGGCUUACAUCACUCCCACCAUCGCCGCUCAGCCCCCGUACUCCUUCCAUCACAACAGCCCCUCUCACACAGGCAACGUCCACCCGCACCUGGCUGCCACACACCUGCCCAGCCAGCCCCACCUGUACACCUACACAGCCCCAGCUGCUCUGGGCUCCACCGGCACCGUGGCACACUUAGUGGCGUCGCAGGGCUCAGCACGACACGCGGUCCAGCACGGAAGCUACCCCCCGAGCAUCGUUCACCAGGUCCCAGUCAGCAUGAGUCACCGCGUGUUGCCGUCGCCCACACUGCACCACAGCCAGUACCAGGCCCAGUUUGCCCACCAGGCUUACAUCAGCGCCUCGCCCGCCUCCACUGUCUACACUGGAUACCCGCUGAGCCCCACUAAGGUCAACCAGUACCCUUACCUCUAGAGAAGACACUGACUGACACUGGAGAGCCUGACCCAGCGCUGCUGCUUCCCCCCCACCCCCGACCCACUCUUCCUGAGCCCCGUCGACAUCCUCUCCUCGACCUCAGACAUAAACAGAGACAGAGGAACAUGCAAUCCUCAUGAAACUGUCACGUAUAACUUGAAGAUAUAACGACAGAGAGAACAAGAAAAAAAGAUUUGCAGCCUCUCUAGAAGGAAAAGAUGGGGGUUGAAUUUCAGAGGGGUAUAGUUAUAAAUGUUUUCUUUGGUUUAUUUUUUAUUUGAAAGGGCCAGUUUUUUUUUUUUUCCUUUGCUUUUCUUUGUUUUUUUUUGUUUUUUUUUUCGCUUUAGUUUAUGAGGAAAUGUCUCAUUAGUUCUUACAGGGAAGUUUGAAACAGGCCUUUUUGUGACAGUGGAGGUUUUCUGAUUUGUUUUUCUUUUGUUUUCCCCUCUUAAAUUUGGGAAAUGACUGUUGAACAGGGGUUACUUACUGGAAGUGUGGAAUCCCAAGAGAAUUGGGAGAAGGUGAAAUACGGAAACCUGCUGCUCUUCAAAGAAAAAAAUAUUGAUGGCCUUGAACUGUCUUAAUAUUUCCAAAUCAUUCAUGGCGUGGGGAGAAAAAGAGAGGCAACUCCCCCACUCCACCUUCUCGAGCCGAGGAGGCUUCUGGGAAUAUAACCAACGAAGACAAACAAACUUUUUAGUGUAUUUAUAGAUAUUUUUCCUUUAUGUUCCACCUUUACGAUGAUACUUCAGUUUUAGCUAGGUGUCUUAGCUGGGCCCCGUUCUUAGAAUGUAGCAGUCUGCACCUGUUCAAGAAUUUUUUUUUUUUUUUCCAUGAUACCAAUAGAUUUAUUUGUUCCUCUUUUUUCAAUGUGAUUGCACAAAAGUGGUUAUAAUAACAUAGGCAUGUACAACGUGAUUGUCUGUGUGUGCUACUGUCAGCCAUGCGUGUGUACUCCACCUCCUCUAAACCCUCUUCAGUCUUUAGGUUUUGACCAUUGUUCCCUCGUAGUGCCUUACAGAUAUAACGACACAGUUUACUUGGCUUGUAUCCUGAAAGCCACAAGAGACUAUAGCUAUACUUAGAGAGACAUGUUUCCUUGGUUUGACAUCCUAGCUGGGGCAGUUGUAGCUCUCUUCCAGGUGUAGGCUCAGCCCUUGCUGUUUCUUGUCCUUAAUGACAGCAUACUAUAGAUGAUGAUUAAUGUCAGAGGUGAUAUUAAGCUGAGCUAUUUUAUUAUGUGUGCAUGAGAUAACUUGCCUGGGGUACUUACCAAAGUCGUAGAUAAACUCUUGUUACAUUGCUCUGGAUAUUAAUGUAAAUAAGAAAAUGUACAGUGUAGCUGUAGCUGUAAACCUCUAUCACAGUGGCACCCAAAAUGUGGCUGUAGUUUGGAAUAUAUUUUUAUGUUUUCUUUUGUUUUCGUUUUUUUUAAUCACAUAAGGGAAUUCAUGCAUCGUGAUUACAGAGCAGAGAUAUAAUUCGCUCAGUUUUCAUGUACAGGGAAUGAGUUGCAGUACAAUGUUUGAGACACAGUAGAGGUCGCAUUAAGGUUAAAAGCUAGUCCGAGAGAAGGGCCUGACAGAAAGUGAUUGUUGCCAUGAGAGUGAUUCUGUGAGGCUAGAGAUAGCCUCGCUGCAGCAAAAAAGACAGAGUAUCGAGGGUUGUUUGAGAGAGAUACUGUGUAGGCACGAGUGAGGGGGCUGGUUGAAAGAGUAGGGUCAGUUUAGGUAGGGACUGUGGAGGGCAGGGUGAUAAUUCUCUAUCUUAAAUGGGACUAAAAUGGUAGCAAGUUGGCACUGAGCAGGUUGAUAGUAACACUGAGCCCGGGUGGUUGGUAGGAGCCACGGGAGGGGGGUGCACUACCUUACCUGAACGCACACCUAUAAUUCUGACAUGAAUCCUUUUGUUGUCGUCAUUGUUGCUGUUGUGGUUUGUUUUUGCCAGCGAAGAUAAUAGGAAGUUAUUUGUUUGAGUUCGAGGUUUGAGGGUAGCAUCUCAGAGUUGCAGGUGAACAAGAACAGAACAGAAGGGAAAUGCCACAGCGUACACCUGGAAGGGCACCUUGUGGAAACAAGCUCCAUUUGUUGCCACUGUCCAUUUGUCUUCGAACCAGGUACACCACAGACAUCGCCACGCCAGCCGAACGGGAUACCUGAACACUUAGAGAACCAAUAGGGCUGUUGCUUUGUGUGUUUGCUGCUUAAUUUUACAAACAUUUCCUUGUAGCCAACGAUACAAAUAAUCUCUUCUGUUAAUUUGUCCUCAUGAAGUGGGCACAUCAGAACUGCUGGUGGUUUAGUGAAAGCCUUCCCCUUCCCCUCUCCCUCAUGGUAUGCCAUAGUACUUGCAUUUAAUUUUUUUUUUUUUUUACUUAACAUUAUCUUGAAAUUUUGACAUGGCUGUAGUACAUGUUGUGUUUAUUUUUAGAGAUUGUUGCAAUAAUUCUUGUGGAUGUUUUAUCAGAGUAUGUGUGUUUUUAUUCUAUGUCAGGCUCAUUUCUAUUUUGUAACCUAGGGGUUGAUGUGCAGUAAUAUUUAGUAUUCCGUGGAGGUGGGAGCACCUGUGUUAAGUGUUGAAACACUGCUGAUGAUAGUAAGUGUUGAGAUAAUGAUAAUCCAAUGGGGCUCUUAUAGAUAGACGCUUCAACUUAAAGGUGAAAUAUCGGGUUUCAAAUCCAAAUCCAGCAAUCUCUGCGGGGCCCCAGAGUAGAGUCCAUCAUCUUGGUACUUGUUUCCCCGAUAAUCUCCACUCCCCAUCAGCUCCAGCAUGCAAGCCUUGGGUCUGGGCAAGUUAAAGAUGUGAUUACAUAGUAUGUUGCUGGUUACAUCAGUCUUUUCUGUACUGUUGUCUAUUUUUUUUUUUUUUUAACUACUUACUUCCCUCUGUGUCACUGGGGCAUAAGCACACACAUAAGGGAGAUGCUUUUCCAUUGAAAUCUUUUGGCUCCUCUGUUAUGAGACAGACUACUGAAACAUUCCACUGUUUGAGGGAAUUUGGUGUUUUACUCAUGCUACACUGCUGUCCUGUCCCCUCUCUACCAGCACGGGGACAGCAAUGUCACACUUGGACUAUUCACUCCUCCCACCAAAGAAUUCAAUAGAUUGACCAUGAACAGCACAGCACAGUACAGAACAAGCAAUCCUCCAUAGCGUCGCUAGAGCAGACAGGCAAUAACUUCUGAUAUCAUCUGUUAAAUGCUUUACAAGUGCUUUUAAGGACAUGCUGUUUUAGCCCCAGCAAUUGCAUCUGUGCAAGUACACAAGGAGGAUUUAAUAUAAUUAAUGCAUACAGCACAGUCAGUUUGUGCAGAUUUGCCUCAGUUUCUGGACAUUCAUCUAUGUGAAAAGCUGCAGUGUGUUUCUAAGCUUUUUUUUUUCAGUUCUAUUUGCAUUACUCCUCACACUUGUCCCCUUAUUAUAUAGAUUGACUGAAUGAGUUUAUUUGUUCGAUAAUAAUCUAACCUCUCUCCAAAUUGUUUUAUAUGCCAGUUAUUUUUUAUGUUGUUGAUGUUGUAGCUUUAUUGGUAUUAUAAGAAAAUGAAUUUGUUAAAACAAAAAAAAAAGUUUUCGUUUUACGUUAGUGUGCCAUGGUAUAGAAUGACCUGUAAAAUGAAUUAAUCAAAAGUAUACCAACAAUACCUUUAAAACCAUGGUCACCUGCACAAAAUGAAUGUAAUAUGUGACCUGCUACAUCUAAAAUGGCUUUAGAUCUUUCUCAGUGGGUGAUCGUUAAUUUCUACAUUGUUUGUGGCCAUGCAUGAUGCAAUAAUUAUACAUCUGAUCUCCAGCAAAAUCCCAUAUGAGAUAAGUGAUGUAAAGUUACCACUAUCAUCAUGAUUAGGGGUUAUGAAAUAAUCACUAUUUUCUAAAAAUGAAACAUCCAACUUAGAAAAGUCCUGUAUGCUCAACAUUGUGGAAUAUAACUUGAUGUGUAUGAUACCCUAUCACUCUGUUUCACAUAACCAAUGUUUUGUGUUUUUAUAAAAAGGGGAAUCAGAAAUGUGAGCAUUAAUGUAGAUCGAGUGACCUUACAAUUACCAAAAUGUGCUUAUGUAGAGUGUAAAGAUGUUUUGUGUUGUUGAGGUGAAUAUAGACUUCCCAACUAGUGAAUUUAUUGUUAAAAGUACUGCCUUCCAAAUAACAAACAAUACCUCCAAAGCUUUAAGGUGAUAUUUUAAUUAGAGAAACUAUAAAAGGCAGCAUCUCACUCUCAGUAAAGCCUGGCGAUCUCCUACAAAAUACACUUAAAACUUCCAACUUUGCUCGCGGUGUUAUUGUGAAAUAGCCUCCUGAAACUUUGGAAAACACUGACAAACAUUCCUGAGAGCAUGUAACACGUUGCUACAUUAGUCUUGUUUGGAUAAAAAUCCUCGAAGGUGACUUGAAGCUUAGUGAGAAGUCAACAGACGACCCGCAGCAUCAGCCUGUGUAGAUUUACAGUCAUUUGGAAAAAGUCGCAGCUGCUUCCCAAAGUACAAAGAGGUUAGGAGCAGGUGUUAGGUUGGAUGAAUCAUGUGCUAACAUACUUUGUCACCAACAAAUUCAUGAUCUAGCUACACAAGCAUUCUUAAAGCCCUUUAGAAUGAGAGUGUAUGUUUUUUGUGUUUUUUUUUUUUAACCUUUGUUAAGGAGAUCUGCUCCUUUGCUGGCUAUUCCUUGGGGGAAUUCAGGGUGAGGUGGUCAAGGUUUGAUGCCAUUACUGGUAGAGGGUGUCAGGUGAUUACAAUAAUAUGAAUUUAGGAACCAAAACUGAUCGAAACAACAUUUUUUCUUAACUGUGCAAAACCAGUAAACAAUAUGGAUUUGAUUUCUACCAGCUAAUGCCUCUAGUAUAUUUGUUGACUUAAUGAAGUAUCUGAAAGGUGAUGCUGUUUCCAUCUACUUUCAAUAGGUUUUCAUUUUUGUGGCGUUCAUUUGCAGAACAUGGGUGUGAAAGAUCAGACCUAAAUCUAGUUCCAGAAUAGCCUGUGAACGCCAUAAAAAUAUUAAGCUAGAUGUAAUGUCAAAGUCACAAAAUGAUGCAAUCCCUUUUGGUGCACACUCAAAAAUACAGUCUAUACAACAUCAUUUAUGCAAGUAAUUUACAGUUUAUUUACAUUUUCUUAAAACCUAAGAGUGCAUCAAACCCUGACCCCCUUUUGUGUCCAUUGCUGUAUGGUUUCUCAAUGGUGUAAAAUCUCAUUCUUUGUCGAUAAAGCUAAUGUGUGCUGCAGUAUUUCCUAGUAUACUUCUCUGUUAAUUGUCUUUUUCUUAUUUACUUUUGUUUAUUGGGGUGUGAUGUCUCAUUAUUUCAAUCUGUUGAUGUAGCGUUCUAUGUAUACCCUGUUCCUUAGCCUAAUAUUAUUAAGUAUGUUAUGAGAAUGGAUAUUUUACUGGCUUUAUAGAAUGUUUAAAUAAAUAUAAUAUUGACAAUAAGAAGGAUUAAUUAAACCUCCUAACAAAUUGAGUACUUGCUACUAAGCGCUUGUGUUACCAUUAUGAUGUUGUGUGCUUCUCUUAAUCAUUUUCGUUGUAGAAAAAUGGAGUGAAUUUAUACUAGGCUUCGAAAAAACUAAUGAUAGCAUUGUAAAUUUACAGGAGGAUUUUAACAGACAAACAGCUUCGUCAAAUAGAAGAAUAUAGUUAUUUUAAUUGUCCUCUUUACUAACUGUAGGGUGAGAAGGGGCUCGCGUUGUGGUGAACUAUGUUAUAGCUUGUUAUUCACUGUUACUUUUGAUCAUUUUUUCGGUCUCCGAGGUGAAUCGAGUUAUUAAUGAGAAUUUGUAUGCUCACAUAUGCAUAUUGUAUAUGUGUAGAAAUGUAAUCACACUUUGUCUUGGAUUUACAUUAAACUGUUAAGUCACGA
Molecule: messenger RNA, 9944 nt
Organism: Sphaeramia orbicularis (orbiculate cardinalfish)
Lineage: Eukaryota; Metazoa; Chordata; Actinopteri; Kurtiformes; Apogonidae
Gene: hipk2
Product: homeodomain interacting protein kinase 2
Exons: 15
Coding region: 360-4094 (1244 amino acids)
Biological process (GO): smoothened signaling pathway; peptidyl-threonine phosphorylation; peptidyl-serine phosphorylation
Cellular component (GO): PML body; nucleus; cytoplasm
Molecular function (GO): transcription corepressor activity; protein serine/threonine kinase activity; transcription coactivator activity
Source: RefSeq, a predicted model, not a curated record